Molecule: messenger RNA, 1267 nt
Organism: Sipha flava (yellow sugarcane aphid)
Lineage: Eukaryota; Metazoa; Arthropoda; Insecta; Hemiptera; Aphididae
Product: eukaryotic translation initiation factor 4 gamma 3-like
Exons: 9
Coding region: 189-1115 (308 amino acids)
Cellular component (GO): eukaryotic translation initiation factor 4F complex
Molecular function (GO): mRNA binding; protein binding; translation initiation factor activity
Source: RefSeq, a predicted model, not a curated record
UUAGCUCGUUUUAGAAUUUAGAGUUAGGUUUAUUUUAUAACAUUGUUAUUUGUUGAUGAAUUAUUAUAUAUAUUUAUACAUAUGUUAACCGAUAUUGAUUUAAUUAUAGAUAUGUUUUCUCAGUUUUAAUCCUUUUUGGUCUUAUUAUAACCUUUUAUGAUCACCUAAUACCACUUAAAUUUCUUAAAAUGGUUGUGAACAAUAGACAAAAAACAAAUGUACUGAAGAAUUUUAGAACAAACGAGAUUGAUUCAGAAGAUUUAAGCUUAGAAGAUUUAAGUAUAAAUGAAGUACAGACAAACACAAUAAAACAUUCCUGGCAGUAUACAGUUCAAUUAAAUCCAAUUACGUUUUAUGAAGAUAAUUCAGACAUACAACCAAACAAUGAAAAUCAAGUUUGGAAGGAAACUCAAUUCUUAUCUUUGUACAAAAAUGUAUUAUCAAUUUUAAACAAGCUUACAUGGACCACAUUUGAUCAACUAGUCGAUCAGUUUCAAAAAUUGCCAAUAAAUAAUGCAGAAUGUCUUGAAAAUAUUGCUAAUAUUGUUGUACUUAAAGCUUUUGAUGAACCUUCUUUUGGAUCUUUAUAUGCUUCGUUAUGCAGAGCUCUUGACAUAAAAAUUAACUGUCAAAAUGCAAAUGGCAUAUCAUAUCAAAUGACAUUUAAAAAAUGUGUAAUCACAGUAUGUCAAAACUUUUUUCAAAAGCACUGUUUGGAUGAUACUGAAACAUUAACUAUGUCUGUUGAACAUGAACAAAAUCAAAGGAGACUUAAAAUGCAAUCUAUAGGUUGUAUAAGAUUUAUUGGUGAAAUUUUCAAACAAUCAUUAUUAUCUCCAAAUGUUGUCCAUUACUGUGUAAAAACAUUAGUGUCUAGGUCUAGAGAAAAAUCGCUUGAAUAUCUGUGCAAUCUUCUGAAAAUAGCUGGCAAAGAACUACAAGAAAAAAUAAGUUUGAUAGAUGUAUUUGAACACUUGGUGUAUUUGGUGUCUGAUGAAAUGCGAUCUAAAAUAUCACCCAGGAUACGAUUCAUGGUUAAAGAUGUAAUUGAAGUGGUUAUGUUUAAGAAUGUUUUAAAUAAAACUGAUUCAGAUGCAAUAUUAAAUUAUAGUUAAUGUACAACAUAAUUCAAUCUUUUUUGUAGCAGAUUUGAAAAAUUUAUGAUUAUAGUUGAAUGGAUUUAAACAAUUCAAAAAUGCAAAUUUAUCUUGGCGCCUACAAAAUUUUCACCAUGUUAAUUUUACAAAACCACCUACUGUAAUGUAUU